GGUAAACUUGGGUACUAUACCAAAGUUGCUAGAGAAAUCAUCUUGUAGACGAGAGUGGGAUCGAUUUCGUUCCCCUCGGUUACGCUUGGCGACGUCACAAUGUCAACGGUGUACGUACUGGAGCCACCGACGAAGGGCAAGGUUGUCAUCAAGACGACCUACGGCCCGUUGGAUAUCGAACUCUGGCCGAAAGAGGCUCCCAAAGCUGCCCGGAACUUCACGCAGCUCUGCUUAGAAGGUUACUACGACAACACCAUCUUCCACCGCAUCAUCAAGUCAUUCCUCAUUCAAGGGGGUGACCCAACGGGCAGUGGCACUGGAGGUGAGAGUAUCUACGAUGGUGUGUUCCCUGAUGAGUUUCAUUCUCGUCUUAGAUUCAAACACAGGGGUUUAGUUGCAUGUGCUGGUUCUGGCUCUCCCAAUACAAAUGGAAGUCAAUUCUUUAUAACAUUAGACAAGUGCGAUUUUCUUGACAAGAAGCACACAAUUUUUGGAAAGGUAACUGGUGACUCGAUCUACAAUCUUUUGAGCCUAGGUGAAAUUGAAACGGACAAGGAGGAUAGGCCCCUGGAUCCUCCUCCUAAAAUACUUUCUGUUGAGGUAUUGUGGAACCCAUUUGAUGAUAUUAUUCCAAGGGUAAAACCAAAGGAUGCUUCAGUACCUUCAGCUGAGCCUGACAAAAAGGAUAAAAAGCAGAAACCUAAAAAAAACUUGAACCUGCUUUCAUUUGGUGAAGAAGCAGAGGAGGAAGAAAAAGAAUCAUCUGCCAUCAAUGUGAGGAUAAAAAGCAGUCACGAUAUACUGGAUGAUCCCCGCCUGCUGAAGGAAGAAAACCAUGAUAAUAAUUUGACAUUAUCUCAUAAAAAAGCAAUAAGGGAUGUGCAAUUGAGUGUCAAGGAAGCAUUACGCUCAAAGGGGAGUGAAGUAGCGAGAGAAUCAGAAGCAAAAUCUCAUCAAUCCCAUAGUGAAAGUGAUGCUGAUGAUGAUGCUGGUUUUGAUGCACGAAUGCGUAGGCAGAUUCUGGAAAAACGGAAGGAACUUGGAAACGUACCAAGCAAGCAAAAGUUGCAAAGUGAGAAUUCCAAGGCAAAGGCUCAUUCCUCAUCUCCAUCAAGGUCUGCUGAAGAAUAUGAUCACCAACCAAAAGUUGAAAGGUUGUCUAUAAAGAAAAAGGGAAUAGGGUCUGAUGCAAGGGCUCAAUGCUUGGCUACAGCAGAUACAGACUUGCAAUUACUGAGUGGGGCCGAACGUGAAAGACAAUUGUUUAAACUAAAAAAGCGUAGGCGUCAUGGACAGGAAGAUGAGGUGUUGGCAAGGUUGGAAAAAUUUAAGGGUUUGAUUUCUUCAAAGUCACAAAUGUCUACUGGUGAAAAUAGAGGAGAAAAGGGCGAAGAUCUAUCUGACUGGGCAUCUGUCAGGCUAAAAUUUGAUUCAGAGCCUUCAAAGAACAAGAUGUCGCGUAGCAAUGACCCGAAUGACUAUGUGGUGCAUGACCCGCUGUGGGAGAAAGGCAAAGAGAAGUUCAAUAAAUUGCAAGCCAAGCAGAAGCGACGAGAACGGGAAUGGGCGGGCAAGUCUAUUACUUGAUGAACCAACCCCAGCCCCCCCCCCCCUCAUCUGCCUAACGUAUAUGCAUGCAUGCGUCAAAGCAUGAAAUGUGAUUUUACAAUAUGUUCCCUUGUACUGUACAUGGUGGUGGGUUGAUUAACAUUUGGCCUCUUCUUUUCCUUUUCACUCCAAAUGAAAUGAAAUGAUGAAUAUAUUCAUAUUUA
Messenger RNA from Cuscuta europaea, 1772 nucleotides. Lineage: Eukaryota; Viridiplantae; Streptophyta; Magnoliopsida; Solanales; Convolvulaceae. The record is from the annotation of a GenBank genome assembly.